AUGGUCAUAAAUAAUACUGUUCUGUCAACAACAUCAUUUUUUCAAUCGGAUGCAUGGUUAUUUGCUGUUUAUAUCAUCUUAACAUAUGAAAUAGUUUUUUGGUUUUCUAAUAGUUUUUUAAUAUUUAUUGAGUUAUUCGACAUUCCUAUAAUUGAUCAAUAUCGUAUACAAAAACAUAAGAAAAAAUUACGUUUUCAACCUGAUAUAGUUCAUUUAAUGAUUAAAGAAACAAUUUAUCAUCAAUUAUCAUUAAUUUUUCUUACACCUGCUCUAUAUUUUAUUUUCAAUUACUUUGGUCAUAUUGAUAUACAAGGAAUACGACCAUCAUGGUCAACGAUUCUUUUUCAACUUGCCCUAUUUAUUCUUUCCGAAGAUACAAUUUUCUUUUGGACACAUUAUCUAUUUCAUACACCAUGGUUAUAUAAACAUAUACAUAAAAAACAUCAUGUUUAUAAACAACCCACAGGUGUAACUGCUGUGUUAAGCGAUCCGUUUGAAGGUAUUCAAACUCAGUUAGCUACUUGGUUUAUGCCUAUAUUUAUAAAGGAAACACAUAUAUUUACAGUAUGUAUAUGGGUAGCUAUUCGUACGUAUCAAACAGUUAUUGCACAUUCAGGAUAUAAUCUUCCAUAUAUUACAACACAAUAUUGGUUACCAGAAUUAAUGCCAGGUACAAUCGCACAUGAUUUUCAUCAUCAACAUGGUAAAUGGAAUUAUGGAUCAUUUUUUUCUGUUUGGGAUCAAAUAAUGGGUACACAUCGACUUACAACAAGUAAAAAAGAAACUAAUUAA
Adineta steineri is the source of this 792-nucleotide messenger RNA. Lineage: Eukaryota; Metazoa; Rotifera; Eurotatoria; Adinetida; Adinetidae. The record is from the annotation of a GenBank genome assembly.